GUAAGUGCAAAGUUGUGAUCGAAGAUUCCCGGCAACUUCUACUAAACAGAUAAAAUGACGCCGGAUAGUGAAGAAUAUGAAUUAUUACAUAAAGUUUUUCCAGUGCUUAUUGAUGAGGUUACAACAAGCCCGGUAGAAGAGGCGGAAUUGGAACGCUUGCAGCGCUUCUUUAAAGAAAAGCAAGCGGUUGCGACGAUCUACGAAUAUGUGUUUGAAAAAAUCGAGAAGACCCUUCACCACAUCACCGUACCAGAGUUUUGGUCACAAUUUCCAAGAAAACGACCUGAAAAUGAGGAAAUUGAUAUUGUCCAACAGUUACAGGAGUUUCAGCACGUUGUAAAGGAAUUGUAUGUUCGUUACGCUUACUACCACAAGCUGCUAGAAAGACUGCACAAAGUUUGUCCGUCAAAUGAAUUGCCGCCUGAAAUCAGGAAAAAAGCGAACGAAGCGACCGAAUUUUACAAACUGUUCCAUACCACCCUGAUAGGGCAGCUUCCUGAAGCUUUCGAAGAAGGUGUACGACACCUGUAUGCUAUAACGUUCCGUGUCUUCAUAUACACGCAUUCCGAGAGCGAAGAGUUAAUGGACGUGGCGGAAUCAGAUGUUUGCAUGGCGUGCACUCGGCAAACUGCAAACUGCCAGUGUCAGGCUAUUGCCAGUGCCUUCUCUACUACGAACAAAUACCUCUCGAUGAUGGGAAUUUUGGAACAAUGCGCAGGGUUGAUCCUCACCAAGCUCAUACAGGAGCGAAUCGACUGGAAGGUCAAUGAAACGAAGGAAAAUUAUGCCACUUCGCACGUCCAAAGCUUAGAACACUGGCUCAACACGGUUGUGCUACAAUGGUUGACGCGAAUUUUCAACAAUGGAUCGCUUCAGGUUAACCCAAGGAACAAAUUAGGAAAGGAAACCGUGGAUCGUCUUAUGUGCAGACUACAGUACUAUAUGUGCGAGAAGUACGCCCUUACCAUUAUUGAUCAGUUCUUUCAGAUCAUCAUAAACUUUCCCCUAUCGCAGCCGGCUGUGGAUGAUCUGAAGGUAUGCUUGAAAAGGAUCCAUCUCAAGUUCUCCUUGGUGGAAAAGCUCAGCGAAAUGCUAAAUUCUCGGUUGCUUCAUCCGGGCGUCGACACUCCCGAUAUUCUGACUGGCUACGUGUCGGCACUGAAAACACUUUCCCAUUUCGACCCGAGUGGAAUUUUGCUACAUACUAUCACAAAACCGAUCAAAGAGUAUCUUCGCGGGCGACCGGAAACGGUUCGUUGCAUCGUAACCAGCCUUACCGGCGAUGGUACAUCCGAUUUGGCCGAGGAGCUAGUUAAAAGUGAAGCGGUCAAACCGAAAGAGAGCACCAACGAGAAGUUGGAGGAAUCGGAUUGGGAAAGCUGGAAUCCGAACCCGAUUGAUGAGGCCCCGGCAGCACUACAAUCUGAUUGGACCGAUAAAACGGCCGAUAUUAUAACGAUGGUGGUCAACAUAUACGGAAGUAAAGAAAUAUUCGUCAAUGAGUACCGCAACCUGCUAGCGGAGCGGUUACUUUCGCACAAUGACUUCAAUGCCGAGCGGGAAAUUAAGAACCUAGAGCUACUGAAGGUGCGUUUCGGUGAAACCCUACUACACAGCUGUGACGUUAUGCUGAAAGACAUAACUGACUCGAAACGCAUCAAUACGCAUAUCUUAUCCCCGGAGUCCGGGCUCACGGAGCAACCACCGUUCCAGAUGUCUGCUCUCAUCGUUUCAUCCCAGUUUUGGCCAACAUUCAAGAAAGAAACCAUGGAACUGCCCUCGGCUAUCAAGGAUGUCUUCGACAGGUUUACUAAGACUUAUGAAUCGUACAAAGUUAACCGUACGCUGCAGUGGACUCCACUGAACGGAAAAGUGACGAUCGAAGUUGAGCACAACGGUAAGGUACAGGAGAUGCAGGUUACUCCGGCCCAAGCGACAAUUGUCAUCCAUUUUAGUGAGCAACCACAAUGGGACUUGGAUAGUUUGGGUCUGAAGAUGAACAUGCCGCCAAUUAUUUUGCGAAAGAGGCUGGUCUUCUGGCAGUCCCAGGGUAUGAUACGGGAAACGAAAGAGAACCUCUUCGAGCUGGUUGACAACAGUGCUGAUUCUGGCAAGCAAACGGAACAGGCACACACCCAAUCGAACGAUGUCUGCGAUGAAGAUGAAGCAGAAAGUGCGAUGGAAUCGGCUAGCGAUCAGCGGGAAGAAGAGCUGCAAGUGUUCUGGUCAUACAUCGAAGCGAUGCUCACAAACCUAGACUCUUUGCCACUGGACCGUAUACAUCAGAUGCUGAAACUGUUCGCGUCCCAGGUCGACUUUACACAGGACGAGCUGAAAAAUAUCCUCCAGCGCAAGGUUCGCGAACAUAAGCUUGUUUACGCCGGCGGUGUCUAUCAGUUGCCCAAAACGUAGAGCCUCGCUCGUUAAGGAGUGGUGUAUAGUUUAUUAUUAUAAAAAUUGAUCGAUAUAAUUCGGAUCCAAUCCUUCAAUAGUGAUUUUGUUCUUCACUGCCUCCAGGGGAACACCGAGAUGAAGCAUUUUAAAGUACAAAUCGUACUGUGGAUCUCGUUGCACGGUUUCAGUCGGUGGUGAGGGUGCUUCCAUUUGUGUUUCGCUAACAUCCGCAUCGUGGACACCUUCCCCAGUCUUUGGUACACUUUCGGUUUGCGAUUGAUCCGGUACGGCGGGAUUGCUUGGUGGUUUCUUUAGCACAUCGAUAGACGCUAGUUUUGCCUCUACUAUCAUCAACGAAGCUUCUAGGUUUUGCAUUUUAUGCUCGUACUCGACGAAUCUCGUUUCACAGUCCGACGCAAAUUUAUUCAAGAAAGUUACCGUGCUCACGAUGAAGUGAUUGAUGAACGCUAUCAUGCGUUUCUGAUUAGUUGGAGGUAGCUGAAAGGAAAUCAAUUGUGUUGCUCACUAAGCGGUACCUUGUUUUAGAUAGCAAACAAAUUUACUUCAUGUUUCUGUACCGCUAUCGAAUCCAUCUUUGAGUGUAAUUUUUCUCGACAAAACGUUCGCGAAUUACUCUACCCAAAACAAAUCAUUGUAAUUCCAGAUGUAAACAAACUGUGUAGAAUGAAAUGACAUUUGUAGUUGUA
This is a messenger RNA of Anopheles coustani, 3101 nucleotides long. RefSeq names its product anaphase-promoting complex subunit 2 (gene morula). NCBI's taxonomy places the organism in Eukaryota, Metazoa, Arthropoda, Insecta, Diptera, Culicidae. Bases 55 to 2412 code for a protein of 785 amino acids. Gene Ontology annotation, biological process: ubiquitin-dependent protein catabolic process. The record is from RefSeq and is a predicted model, not a curated record. The transcript has 3 exons. Gene Ontology annotation, cellular component: anaphase-promoting complex. Gene Ontology annotation, molecular function: ubiquitin protein ligase binding.